AGCCGCCAGGCGCUGGUCCCGACUCGGUCAUCCUCCAGCACCUCUUCAAACAAUGUUAUCCACGCUCUGCGCUGCGCAAACUCAUCCAUCCCCUGCGAUAUUCAAGACUCUGGAUUGAUUCUAAUCGUCGACAGUCUCCAGUUUGCCAUGGCAACGGUGGUGAUGGAGCAGAUCGGCCGCCUGUUCAUCAACGCGCAGCAGCUGCGGCAGAUCCCCCAGCUGCUGGAGUCGGCCUUCCCGACGCUGCCCUGCACUGUGAAGCUGUCCGACGUCCCCUGGGUGUUCCGCGAGCGCCACAUCCACACCGGCUACAGGCAGGUGGACCAGAGCUGGCGCUACUACUUCCUCACCCUCUUCCAAAGGCACAACGAGACCCUCAACGUGUGGACCCACCUGCUGGCCGCGCUCAUCAUCCUGGUGAAGUGGCAGGAGAUCUCGGAGACGGUGGACUUCCUGCGAGACCCCCACGCCCAGCCUCUCUUCAUCGUGCUCCUGGCGGCCUUCACCUACCUCUCCUUCAGCGCUCUCGCUCACCUCCUCUCCGCCAAGUCGGAGCUCUCCUACUACACCUUCUACUUCCUCGACUACGUCGGGGUGGCCGUCUACCAGUACGGCAGCGCCCUGGCGCACUACUACUACGCCAUCGAGAAGGAGCUGCACACUAAAGUGCAGGGCUUCUUCCUGCCCGCCGCGGCCUUCCUGGCCUGGCUCACCUGCUUCGGCUGCUGCUACGGCAAGUACGCCAGCCCCGAGCUGCCCAAGGUGGUGCUCAAGCUUUUCCAGGUGGUGCCCUCGGCCCUGGCUUACUGCUUAGACAUAAGCCCGGUGGUCCACCGCAUCUACAGCUGCUACCAGGAGGGCUGCUCCGACCCCAUCGUGUCCUACCACUUCUACCACGUGCUCUUCUUCCUCAUCAGCGCCUACUUCUUCUGCUGCCCGCACCCGGAGAGCUGGUUCCCCGGGAAGUGUGACUUCAUCGGGCAGGGCCACCAGAUCUUCCACGUGUUCGUGGUGGUGUGCACCCUCAUGCAGAUCGAGGCGCUGCGGACUGACUUCACGGAGCGCCGGCCCUUCUACGAGCGCCUCCACGGGGACCUGGCGCACGACGCCGUCGCGCUCUUCAUCUUCACUGCCUGCUGCAGCGCGCUCACUGCUUUCUACGUGCGCCAGCGCGUACGUGCCUCUCUCCAUGAGAAAUCGGAAUAAGAGUCAGAUAUAUUAAAACAUUUAAAAAAAAAGAAGAGGUAAUUUAUUUGAGAGUAGUUACCAUUUUAAGAUAAUUCAACUGUUUUUUUUUUUUUUGUCGAUGAAAGUUAUGAGUUUGUGACAGUGACUUAUGAUUAUUUCUUCUUGAUGUGAUCUGCCAAACUACAGUGAACUAAAAAUAAAAGUGAGGGUGUUUUUCUGUGACUUACGAUGACAAAAAGAAAAAAAGAAGGGAAUCUCGUGUUUGUUUAUUGACAUGAAGGUAGUGCUCAAACACUGGGACAAGUUGCAUCUUUGCUCCUCUCGUUUAACGCUCUGUUUUUAAUCCGAGUCUCCAGGAAUGUUUCGCUUCGACACACUACAGCCGGCUCUCGUUCAGGUGAAAGUUAUGGUAUUAGGAGGAUUGUUACGGUGUUAAACAAAUUGUAGCAUUUUAAAUCAAACCAUUUCAAAGCAUUUAAAGUCCAAAGAGACUGCGCGCAUUGGGGUUGGAUGAUAGUCGUUCAGUUUUGAGUCGGUGUUCUCGAUUAACCUUUCUGACUCUGACUUUUCCUUUAAAUUUCAACCCCCGACUUUAAGGAAUCAAAGAGGAGAUUAUUUUGGGAAAAUUCCUCACGGCGCAAACACAGCGUCGCGGAAAUAUUUGAACACACUCGAGGAAAGAUGAGAGCCCAAUUUGAAAACCAAAUAUUUUAUCUCCUUUAUAAAAAAAAAAAAAAAAAAAAAGAGGAGGGAUUUUCCUUGGUGAAAACAUUCAGUUUGAAAUGAGGCUGGCACUCUGUAUCGGUGAAGAGAUGGAUGGAAGAUUACUGAUGUCUCCUUGUUGUUGCGACAAUGUUAAUCUUUUCUAUUCAAAGGGCUGGAACUUCAGCUUUUGCCUUUUCAUAUCCCAUGAUGUCAGCGCUCCGUGUUCAUCGUUUUCAUCGUCGGUCGAUCAGAUUUGAGUCGC
Messenger RNA from Salarias fasciatus (jewelled blenny), 2155 nucleotides. It is a transcript of the gene paqr7b, whose product is annotated as progestin and adipoQ receptor family member VII, b. The transcript has 2 exons. Lineage: Eukaryota; Metazoa; Chordata; Actinopteri; Blenniiformes; Blenniidae. Gene Ontology annotation, cellular component: plasma membrane. The record is from RefSeq and is a predicted model, not a curated record. The coding region runs from base 148 to 1206 and encodes 352 amino acids. Gene Ontology annotation, biological process: response to steroid hormone. Gene Ontology annotation, molecular function: nuclear steroid receptor activity; steroid binding.